This is a messenger RNA of Achroia grisella, 504 nucleotides long. RefSeq names its product U-Kazal-Dg21.2-like. Gene Ontology annotation, molecular function: protein binding. The coding region runs from base 1 to 504 and encodes 167 amino acids. NCBI's taxonomy places the organism in Eukaryota, Metazoa, Arthropoda, Insecta, Lepidoptera, Pyralidae. The record is from RefSeq and is a predicted model, not a curated record. The transcript is spliced from 4 exons.
AUGGACAGUUUUUUAGGUUUGCUGAUAGUUGGAUUUUAUAUAAUAUCAAUAGCUACAUGUAAUAACUGCAAAGUAACCUGUCCAUCAAUAAAAGAAGAUCUCAAAUGUGGUUUUGAUGUGAAGGCAAAAACAUAUACGAUGUUUCCAAGCAAAUGCGCUGUCAGAGCUUACGCCGAGUGUAACAAAAUUGACAUAGUUGAAACACCAUUAUCUUACUGCAUAAAGGCUCACUCGUUGCAGACUCGUAAGAUAUAUGGAGAGUCAUGCCCAGUGUUUUGUCCCAGCCAUUACAGACCAGUAUGUGGUGCGUCCAAGAUUAGAGAUUACAUUUAUAGGACAUUCAACAAUGGGUGCUAUUUAGAUAUGGUUAAUUGCCGAGGAGAUGAGGACUAUUCAGGUUAUGUCGAAGUGCCACUGGAAUUUUGUCAGCGGCAUCUAAUGAAGAACAUAUUCAAAGAACAAGUUGUCGUAUCUAACUUGCAUGAUUUUCGGAACUACGAUUAA